AUGAAUAAUAUAAAAAACAACAGAUCAGCAGCAAGAAAUACUCCUCAAAUUAUAGAUGAAGAUGAUUAUUUCGAUCCAAAUGAUUUUAAGAAUCAAUAAAAGACAGGUAGUAUGAGUUCUAAGAAUUUCUGCGAUACCUCUUAAAAGCUCUCUACAACCAAAGAAUAGGAGAAAAUAUAGAAAUUUUAGAGAAGAGAGGUUGGAGACUCUGACCCUGAAUCAUAAGAUGAAAGCGAGGAUGAAUAUGAUAUUGAAGAGGAUUUUGAUGGUGAUGAAACUGAAUCCAAAGACGAAGGGAUCCUCAAGGCAUUCUAUAAGUAAAAAAUGAAUAUGAAUGCCACAGAUAAGUAACACUUAUUGAUUUAGGAGAAUAAAAAAAUUAACCUUAACUAUGUUGAUCACAAAUUAGAAAUGAAGCUUAACACAAAAGUUAAUAAUGCUCUCAAAACUCAACAAGCAAAAAUUGAUGAUGAUAGAAUAAGAGUUAAAGAUAAAAAUGAUCGAGCUACUGUUGAUCAAGUAUUAGAUCCAAGAACUCUUAUAGUUUUGCACAAAAUGGUCAAGAAUUAAAAACUCGAUCAGAUAUAUGGUUGCCUGAGCACUGGUAAAGAAGCAAAUGUCUAUUUAGCAGAGGGACAUAUGGAUUUGGAUACUAUGGAACUUAAAAAUCCAGCAGAAUAUAAGAGAGAGUUUGCUAUUAAGAUUUUUAAGACUUCUAUCUUAGUAUUCAAAGAUAGAGAACGAUAUGUAGAAGGAGAAUUUAGAUUUAGGAAAGGCCAUUGCAAAUCUAAUCCUCGUAAAAUGGUAUAGCUUUGGGCUGAAAAAGAAGUUCGUAAUCUAAAGAGGUUGAACUAAACUAAUGGAUUGAUUAAGGCUCCUAGACCAUUCUUACUAAAAAAUAAUGUAAUAGUAAUGGAAUUUAUUGGAGAAACUGGAUUAGGAGCGCCUAGACUUAAAGAUGCCGAUAUUAUUGAUAUUUAAUAGACAUACACUGAUGUGCUUUUCAUCAUGAGAAGAAUGUAUCAAAUGUGCAGACUUGUCCAUGCUGAUUUCAGUGAGUAUAAUAUGCUUUACUAUAAUGGUGAAGUAUAUGUUAUUGAUGUAAGUUAAUCAGUAGAACAUGACCAUCCAAUGGCAUUAGAUUUUUUGAGAAGAGAUUGUGCAAAUGUAAACGAUUUCUUUAAAAAAAGAGGGCUCUAAGUCUUAAAUACUUAACAAACAUUCGAUUUUGUAACUGAUUUUCAAAUUUAAGAUGAGAGUUAGGCAUUAGCAGACUUAUUCUCAAAAGUUAAAGACAUUAUAUCUGCUGAAGAUGAAGUAACUGACCGAGUUUUUUCUCAGAGUUAUAUUCCUCGCACACUUCAAGAACUAGCUCCAGAUGAAAUUGAAAAGCAAAAACAUAAUGAUCAAAAGUUGUAUGCUAAGCUUACUGGACUACAAAUUAAACAAGAAGAGUAAUUAGAGGGUGUAAUUAAAGAAAAACCUAAAGAUGAAUAAGAAAGUAGUAGUGAUGAUGAUGAAGAAGAAGAAAACGAUGAAAGUAAAAGCGAGGAUGAAGACGAAGUUGAAGAAAAGAAAAAUUCAACUGUGUGUCUUAAAGGUAUGACUAAAGAAUAGAUGAAAGAGCAUAAAAAGAAAGUGAAAGAAGAAAAAAGAGAAAAAAGAAAGACUAAAAUACCUAAGUAUGUCAAGAAAAAGGGGGAACAAAAGAAUAAGCAUAAGUGA
Stylonychia lemnae is the source of this 1725-nucleotide messenger RNA. Lineage: Eukaryota; Ciliophora; Spirotrichea; Sporadotrichida; Oxytrichidae. The record is from the annotation of a GenBank genome assembly.